Canariomyces notabilis is the source of this 1150-nucleotide messenger RNA. RefSeq lists its product as uncharacterized. Lineage: Eukaryota; Fungi; Ascomycota; Sordariomycetes; Sordariales; Chaetomiaceae. The transcript has 2 exons. The coding region runs from base 84 to 1067 and encodes 327 amino acids. The record is from RefSeq and is a predicted model, not a curated record.
UUGAAAUAUCAGUAUCCUCGCCAGCUGCAAAGUCAAGCAGCAUAAAACUGAUUUCCAUUCAACCAAGAUACAGAUCCAAGAAAAUGAAUUCUCAGAGAUUCGAUUACUUCUUUGAUCUCCCGCCCGAGUUACGCGAGCAGAUCCUCUCAUACCUCUGUAUCGUUCCCGGCGGCGUCGUCGUUGGGCCAGAUGUCAACGAAUGGAACGACUUUGCUGGCAAUAAUCAUUUAGCCGCGACUCUGCCACGCGGCGACGCUGGUCGAGGGCGAAACGAGGGUAGAUCUAAGGCCCAGUCAAAAUCAAACCCGAGACCGCCCGUCAACUUAUUCCUCGCCUCGCCCGUGCUCUACCGCGAAGCCGGCGACCUCUACUACGGCCGUAACGUCUUCCACCUCAACCUGGCGACUGGGGCGUCUUGGGCGCGGAAGCGCCGCAUGCGUCGACUGCCGCGCCACCAUCGCUCGAACAGCAGCAGCGGCAGCGGCAGCGGCAGCAUGAUUGUGGGGUAUAGCUCGGAGUUUGGCUUAACCGUGACUCGGUCGCCAGUCAUGAGGCUGCUGACCGAGCCCGACGCGGCCGCCGCCCGGUGCAGAAUCGCCAGCGUCGUCUGCCAUCUCGUGCGGUUCGGAGAGCAGGCGCAGGGAUAUCUGGUCCCCGCGCUGGGGGACAUGGCGCUGGUGGGGAGGCUGAGGAGGGUACGGGUUGAUUUGCUCGGGGCGCCGCCAGGUUUAAGAGGAGGAGGAGGAGGAAAUGAAGGGCUGAUGAAGAAAGCUGACUUGGGUGGGAAUCCAGCGCUGAGGUCGCUGUUGGUGCUGCUGGCGGACCCGGACCUGGAGAAGGCCGAGUUGAGAGUCCCCAAGCGGUUCCAUGCAGGUUUCUGGUGUCGGUUUCACCACCCUUUGGAAGGGGAGGAAAGCUGCGCCAUGAUGAGGGGCUGUCAAGGCGAGGGAGAGGUCGGGUCGGGGGACCGCUUCGGGGAGUUCCUCAAGGUGGACAUCCGCAAGCUGGCAGAGGCCUGUGGCGCGCAAGGGCCUGAGUUCAGCAUCAAAAAGGUGGGCUGUGACUGAAGGUCUGUUGUAAUGAUCUACUCCGUAUAUACCACGCGGUUGUAUGUACACCAAUCCCGCAGCGAAGUAAGAAAUAGAAUGGC